This is a messenger RNA of Drosophila teissieri, 1114 nucleotides long. RefSeq lists its product as uncharacterized. Gene Ontology annotation, biological process: positive regulation of voltage-gated potassium channel activity; sleep; regulation of synaptic transmission, cholinergic. The record is from RefSeq and is a predicted model, not a curated record. The transcript has 3 exons. The coding region runs from base 367 to 813 and encodes 148 amino acids. Lineage: Eukaryota; Metazoa; Arthropoda; Insecta; Diptera; Drosophilidae.
UGCGGACGUCGACUGACUGACGGCUCCAAGAAUUUAGCCGGGAACUCGGGGAAAAUCAAGAAAAAAAAAUCUAAGCGAAAUUGCCAACGCGUGUUUACAUUUUACUUUCCUACAGGCUAAGACAAAAAAAUAUAAAAAAGCCUUUUAUACAGUUGAAAAUAUUAAAAAUGAAUACUCGUAUUAUGUUGUAGUCAUCGGAUGUAUGUUUUGUAUGUUCAAACCUCGUGCGGAUCGUUUCAACUGCGCUGAGCAGAGCUAUAAAUAAUCCAGCCACUUGAAAUUGUUUCCAUAAAACCAUAAAAUCAAAUAAAACCUAUUCCAAUCACCAACGAGAAAGGUUGCAAACCGAUUUGCUCCCCAUCAACUAUGCCGCAUUAUUUACUUUUCUUUGGCGCGCUCAUCUCGCUGCUGGCCUCAGCUUACGCCAUCAAGUGCUAUGCCUGCGAAUCCGUCUACGAGGCUAGUUGCGGCGACGACUUCGAAGUCGAGAACCAUUUCAAAUACGACUGCGCCUUUAUUGCUCCACCGCGAUUUCUGGAGAAUGAUCUGCUCAACAUCAAUGCCACGGCCUGUUUGAAACGGGUGUUCAAGGAAAAUGGCAUACGUAAGAUCGUCAGAGGCUGCUACUUUGGCGAGGUAAAUGCCACCGAUGUGUGGUGCAAAAUGGACCCCACCCUGACGGCGGUGCAGAAUUCAAGUUGUCAUGUGUGCGACAGCGAGAACUACUGCAAUGGAUCGGACAGACGUCCAGUGGAUAAAUGGAAAAUCUUCGCCAGUCUGAUCUUGUUUCUCUUGGCACCUCAACUACGCUGAAACGGCAGAAGACGAAGUGAAAAUGUGGAGCUUGAAGUGAAUAUUAAAAGGCACAGUAGCUUAAGUAAACCUAGUUCAAUUUAGAAGUAAUCCCAAUUCCCAGAACUAUCAAUUAGUAGAGUCCACAUUAGUAAAGCACUCCAUCCAUGAAACCAUUUAGUCAAAUCUGCCCCACCGUAUUAAUGGCUAAUCAAAGGCGAACAUGGCGUAUGAGCAACAUCAGCACACAUGAGCCGAAAAACUGGCAAACCAUUUUCGAACGAUCCAAAUACAAACUAAUAAAAACUAAUUUUACACAGAA